This is a messenger RNA of Etheostoma cragini (Arkansas darter), 4403 nucleotides long. RefSeq names its product paired box 5 (gene pax5). The transcript is spliced from 11 exons. Lineage: Eukaryota; Metazoa; Chordata; Actinopteri; Perciformes; Percidae. Gene Ontology annotation, biological process: regulation of transcription by RNA polymerase II; anatomical structure development. The coding region runs from base 475 to 1668 and encodes 397 amino acids. The record is from RefSeq and is a predicted model, not a curated record. Gene Ontology annotation, molecular function: DNA-binding transcription factor activity, RNA polymerase II-specific; RNA polymerase II cis-regulatory region sequence-specific DNA binding.
CCUGUAUUUUUGUGUGCAAAACUUUUGAAUCUGUUUCCCUUGUGCUGAGGCGCCUCUGUGUAGACGAGCAGCUGAGGGAAUGAUCCCUGUUGCUGUCGUUUCCCUCCUCUGGUCUUGGAGACGCCAGAACAGACCCGGAGCGGUGUCCCGUCUCCAUGAGGAGGGAGCCCGGCUCUGAUUCAUAUUUUUGACGCCAUUAUUUCCCUCCCUUCCACCUUAGAGUUUUUCUAUAUUUUGUAUAUCUUUUUUUUUUUGUUCGAGUCAAAGUACAACCUGUAUCCCAUUGCCAACCCAAUCAUUUUUUUUAUGAAUUAAGAAAAACAACCCUCUCCUUGAAGGGAACUAGUAGGCCUACCCCGUUCCGUUAACUGGACGUCACGGUGCGUCCGUAAAGUGGCCGACUGAAGCGGGGCGUCCGGUGGCAUUUUUGAGACGUCCUCAUACCGUACCGGGGCCCUGCAGCCCUCCACCUCAAUGAUGGAGAUUCACUGUAAGCACGAUCCGUUUGCAGCAAUGCACAGACACGGCGGAGUGAACCAGCUCGGAGGUGUGUUUGUAAACGGCAGGCCCCUCCCAGAUGUAGUUCGACAGCGAAUAGUGGAACUAGCCCACCAAGGGGUUAGACCCUGCGAUAUCUCACGCCAGCUACGAGUCAGCCAUGGAUGUGUCAGCAAAAUACUGGGCAGGUACUAUGAAACGGGCAGUAUCCGUCCCGGGGUAAUCGGGGGAUCCAAACCAAAGGUUGCUACUCCCAAAGUGGUCGACAAGAUUGCAGAUUACAAACGCCAAAACCCCACCAUGUUUGCCUGGGAGAUCCGAGACAGGCUCCUGGCCGAGAGAGUGUGUGACAAUGACAGCGUCCCCAGUGUCAGCUCCAUCAACAGGAUCAUUCGGACAAAGGUUCAGCAGCCGCCCGGCCAAACAGGCUCAGUGUCGGCUCACACCUUAGCAACGUCCGUGGCGGCAACACAAGUGUCAGCAGUGACCAGCGACUCAGCCGGCUCCUCGUACUCCAUCAGUGGCAUUCUGGGUAUCAGCUCAGCCGCCGAUGUGGGCAAGAGGAAGAGAGACGAAGGUCUGCAGGAUUCACCGCUGACCAAUGGGCACGGCCACAGUGGGCGGGACUUCCUUAGGAAGCAGAUGAGAGGGGAGCUGUUCUCCCCGCAGCAGAUCGAGACGUCAGAUUAUUCAGCCAUGGCCUCACUAGCUGGCGGACUUGAUGAGAUGAAGAACAGUUUGGCCAGUCCUGGAACAGGAGCGGAGUUAGGAGCCAGCAUGUCAGGUCCACAGUCCUAUUCACUUGUUCCAGGUCGCGACCUAGCCAGCACCACUCUGCCAGGCUACCCUCCUCAUGUUCCUCCCACUGGACAGGGCAGCUACUCCACCCCCUCCCUCACUGGCAUGGUACCUGGGGGAGAUUUUUCCGGAAGUCCAUAUUCCCAUCCCCAGUAUUCCACAUACAACGAAUCAUGGAGAUUUCCUAACCCCAGCUUACUAGUGUUUCAGCAGGAUUAUGGGUCUCUCCUGGGGACGGAAAUCGGCUGCUCCUCCAGUCUCUUCACCAGCCAGGCAGGACAGAUGCAAGGUUCACCGUAUUACUACAGUGCAACAUCACGAGGGGCAGGCCCUGCUGGCACUGCAACAGCCUCUGCCUACGACCGCCACUGACCCCUCAUACUGAGAGAAGCGGAGGAAGAAGAGAAGGAAACGGGGGAGGGAUGAGGGGACGGAUAGCACCAGCACUGCACAGUGCAAACCUGCCUACACACGGACAACAAUGAGGAUGAAGAUUACAAAUUUUGACGUCAGUGAAGUUUAAAUUUUCUUUGAUUGACACUUAAGUCAACAAACGCACUGCUGGCUGCAACACAGACCAACUGUGUGGGUAUGACAUCACUGUGAGGACACAGGCAUGGCAGUGUCAAUAACUGAUAGAUUUACUGUAGGACUGGUCAGAAGCAAGUUAAUUUGGACCCUACCACAAUAAAUCAAGGCUGGGCUUCUUUUAACCAAUUGUCUACAAAUCCAAGAAGUCAGUGCAGUGAGUGUGCAGCAGUGAUUGUGAUCUUCUGGGUAGGAUGUUGUGUUUACAGGUUGGGGACAUUUUUUUAGGAAAUUAUUUGAGUUAAUUUAAGCAAAAUCACUUUUUUCAAACAGUCUUUAUAGGCCCCGAAACAAUCAAACAAUUUUCUAUGCUAUGGUGAAGUAAAGACAAUCCAAUUCUCAUAACUUUGAAUGACCAAAAUCCCCCAUAUCAUUAUCAUUCUAGUCUCCUUAGAUUUUACACAUUUUCCCUGGGAUCACAAUGGUAGAUAAAUGGGAUACCAUGACUUUUAAUGGUGGUGUUCAGUUUCACGUAUCACUAAGCCCCGCCCCCAUUAGCUACUGUUGCUAUGCCCAUCAAGCUUUCUAUUCUCGCGCGGCUCCCAUGCAGCCGACAAAGACACCAGCGGCAGAUUUACCGUCAAAACUGUAAGGGCUUUUGAAACAAUGGAUCCUUUCAGACAGAAGUAGACAAAAACAGCAUUAGCCAAUUUGGCCUGUAGUUUAAUCUAUCAUCACACUUUUGCCAUUCUGUUUUUGGUUUGGAAAAAAAGCUAGAAGAUUCCGCCUCCAAUCUGUUUAAAUGUAGAGUGGGCCCCAUGAACACUGCUUCAACAUGUAGAGAUAUCCUGAUCUUGACACGCCGGCCAUGCCCAGUUAUGGUUGCUAAGCUACAAAUGGAUAAUCGCUGUCUGGGGAUGAGGUUUAGCAAACGCUCAAUUUCCAGUGGUUGUUGCCUGUUCCCUAAGUGUAUCAAAGAACAUCCACACUUGCAUUUAAAUUGGUUUGAAUGCCAUUGACUGACAGACCUUUCAGUAAAAGCACAGCCUAAACCCUGAGCCCUCUACUAUAAAAUGAACAUGUGUACAUGUUCACAUCAGACCAAAAUCAAAUCCACCAGGGAUGGUUGUUGUACAGGAAGGUGCUAUCCUACCUCCAUAGCCAAGAUUUAGUCCUGAUCAAGAGCUAUUUAUAAUGGGAGGAGACACAGAGUAAUAUAUUAAGAAGCUUUUCUGCGCUGCGCUCCGUAAUGAGAGUGAAUGCCUGUAAUGAUUUAUAUGUGUCACACUGUUGUGCUAGAAUAGUGAUAAUGAUGAUGAUGAUGAUGAUGAAGAUGCAGUGAAAUAUGAAAUCUUAAACAUUUUCAAUUUGAAAAGAAGUCUUUGUUUAUAAAUAUGAUCAGAUUGCGAUUUUCCUGUUUAUAGUUUGUUGCCUGGUAUCAGUUGACACAGGUGCCAUUGAAUAAGACGCCAUUUGUAUCUGCUUCCUGAAUACUGAUAAGAAGAACAGGGAAGCAGGGCUCUCUUUCUCUCUCUGUCUCUCUGUCUCUCUCUCUCUAUUUCUCUCUUUUAACUCCCCAAAGAUGGGCCCCCCUAGUGGAUCGGCUGACUAACUACAAAAGCACAAAGAGACUCAAUCAUCAUUUAAAGGCGCAAAUUUUACUUUUUUGACAUAAUUUUAGAACCAUCACAUACUUCUUCCCUUUUCUUCUUAUUAUCCCCCUUUUGAGUGCUUGUCCUUGUGCUGUUUGAUAUCCUGAAAUUGUUUCUAUAAAGAGAAAUGCUUUUGUGACAAAACAAGUGAAACUGUUUUAUUUUUGUUUGUCUUCUACAUUAGUUCUGCGCUGUGACAAUGUAUGACACCAGGGUUGAGGCCUUACCCAUCAUGUACAGACAGAGUAGGACAGAUUCGCCCUUCAGCACUGAUCUAAAUUCAGUGUGUUAUCCCUUGCAAAUGUUUGAGGGCCCAGUGUUGACCUUGUGAGAGGGCAAUAUCUUCCCUAACCGGUAUGUAGCUUCUCAAUUCUGUCCAUACAAGAUUUGUACAGUAAUCAGUGAACAAGAAGAGAAGUCACAAUGUCAAUAGCAAUUUCAAUUAUUCACAUUUAAAUUUAGAUUUUAGUGAUGAAGUUUUCUUUUGAUAAAAAAAAAAAAAGACUAAGAGCUGUGUGUUGUUGUUUUAGCCAUCGUCUACAAGUGUUUACAUAUCUUUUGUUUGUUUGGGGUGUGUGUGGCUGACCGUAGCGCUUCAUUGCUACUGUGUAGUUUUACUAGCGAACAGAUUGAAGGCACCCAAUCUGCAGCGUAAGACAUAAAAUAUAGCUAUAUAAACAUAUACCUAUAAAACUGAACAAAGCUGUUAGUUUCUCAAUUUUUUGUUGUUUCUGGGUUUUAAAAUAGUAAUAGAGUGGAUCCUUUUACAUUUGUAGAACUUAAAAGUUGUGUGUGCACAACUCUAAAACAGAUUCUUCUGACGGCUCGCCUGCUGUGCUGCCAGCGUGCACCGUAGCAGGAGCCUUUCCUUAUUUCUGUCUUUCUCGCUUGAUUCUGAGGCAUUAUUGAACCUGAACCACACCAGCU